CCCGUCAGGCAGCACUUUCCAAGCCUUGACAUUGCGAAGAUGGAGGCUGUUAUGGUCUAGAGCAGGAUAACGAAAAGCAAUUCGCCAGUUUCCGAGCUCUGUUAUGACAACAUUUCCAACGUGUCCAGGUGGAGGCAGGAGGUGUGAGUAGAGUACCCCUGACAUCAGCAGCAUGUACUCAGAGUGGCGCUCCCUUCAGCUGGUGGUGCAAAGUGACCAGAGCAACCUCAGCGUUCUGCACACCUACCCCCCCACUGUGGGCACGGAGGUGGCCAAUGCUGUGGUCAAGCCCCUGGGCACAGCUGUAAGCCCUGUAGCCACUGACAACAUACUCAAGACUGACAAGGAGGUGAAAUGGACCAUGGAGGUACUCUGUUAUGGCCUCACCCUGCCUUUAGAGGGUGACACGGUCAAACUAUGCGUGGACGUGUACACAGACUGGAUGAUGGCCCUGGUCUCUCCCAGAGACUCUAUGCCCCAGCCUGUAAUCAAAGAGCCCAAUAUGUACGUCCAGCUCAUCCUCAAACAUCUCUACAAUGUCUUUGUACCAAGACCUGACCAACACAGUCUAAACCACAUCAGACUGUGCCAGCAGGUCCUAACUGCAGUCCAAAAACUGGCCCGCGAGUCUGUUUCCAUGGUGAGGGAAACAUGGGAGGUACUGCUUCUCUUUCUGCUGCGCAUCAAUGACACAUUACUUGCACCACCCACUGUUGGAGUUGGUGUGGCUGAAAAACUGGCAGAAAAACUCAUGGCAGUGCUGUUUGAGGUGUGGCUGUUGGCAUGUGCCCGCUGCUUCCCCACACCGCCAUAUUGGAAGACGGCAAGAGAGAUGCUAGCCAACUGGAGACAUCACCCCCCUGUGGUAGAGCAGUGGAGCAGGGUGGCCUGUGCUCUUACCUCCAGACUUUUGAGGUUUACGCACGGACCAGCAUUCCCACCAUUCAAAGUGCCCGAUGAAGAUGCUAACCUGAUUCCAAUAGAGAUGGACGAUGACUGUGUGGCCCAGACAUGGUACCGCUUCCUUCACAUGCUCAGCAACCCAGUGGAUUUAAGUAACCCAGCCAUUGUGAGCACUACUCCAAAGUUUCAAGAACAGUUCCUGAACUCCAGUGGGCUUCCUCAUGAAGUAGUACUACAUCCAUGUCUAAAACAGCUUCCCCAGAUCUUCUUCAGGGCUAUGAGGGGUGUCAGCUGCUUAGUGGAUGCAUUCUUGGGUGUCUCUGUUGCAAAGAAAGUCGUACGGGAGAGGGUGUUCACUUUCUCUCCACGGCUGCACUCCCAUGGUAUAUCACGACCCAGGGCUGACAGUGCCCCGCCCACCCCAGUCAACAGAAUGAGUAUGUCUCCGCCCCCUUCAAUUACCAACACCACUCCCCCUCACAGUCGCAAGCAACGUGCAGUGGUCACCAAAACGACAAGCAAGAGCUCAACUGCAAGUGGAACUCAACCAACCAAAGCAUCCCAACAGCAGCAGCAACAACAACAGCCCUCCUCUUCACCUACACUACUGUCCAGUCCAAACCAGACCAGCUGGGAGUCCCGGCCUCUUCCUGCCCCGGCCCGACCAAAAGUCAACAGCAUCCUCAACCUUUUUGGUCAAUGGCUGUUCGACGCUGCUCUGGUGCACUGUAAGCUCCACAGCGGGCUGAGCAGAGACCCUAGUAUGACCGCAAUAGCCACACAAGUAGGUCUGGAGCUGAGGAGGAAGGGCUCCCAAAUGUCCACCGAGUCCAUGGUGGCCAACCCACUAUUUGAUGCCAAUGAGUUCCCAGAGAGCUACGAGGCUGGUCGUGCUGAAGCCUGUGGUACACUCUGCCGCAUUUUCUGUAGCAAGAAAACCGGAGAGGACAUUUUACCAGUUUAUCUCUCCAGAUUCUAUAUGGUUCUCAUUCAAGGACUCCAGAUAUCUGACUUCAUCUGCAGACCAGUACUAGCCUCAAUUAUUCUGAACUCAUCCUCUCUCUUCUGCUCUGACCUGAAGGGCAUCAAUGUGGUGGUGCCCUACUUCAUAGCUGCUCUUGAGACUAUUGUGCCAGACAGGGAGCUCUCCAAGUUUAAGAUGUAUGUAAAUCCUACUGAUCUGAGGAGAGCAUCCAUUAAUAUCUUACUCGCCAUGUUGCCAUUACCACACCACUUUGGGAACAUAAAAUCAGAGGUUUUAUUGGAGGGGAAGUUCAAUGAGGAGGAUGUGUGGCCUCAUGACCAGCCGGUGUCUUUUCUGUCCUUACGGCUCCGUCUAGUUAAUGUCCUCAUAGGGGCCCUGCAAACAGAAACUGACCCCACCAACACACAGCUCAUCCUGGGUGCAAUGCUGAAUAUUGUCCAGGACUCUGCUUUACUUGAGUCCAUUGGUGCACAAACUGAAACAGGGAGCAUAGAUGGCAGCCAUGUGACUGUAAGAAGCCAGAGCCACAGCCGCACCAACAGUGGUAUCAGUUUUAACAGUGGGGGCAGCACUGAGGCAACCAGUCCCGACACUGAGCGGCCAGCACAAGCUUUACUGCGUGAUUAUGCUCUUGCAGAUACGGCAGCAGGCCUGCUGGUGCGCAGCAUCCACCUCGUCACCCAGAGACUAAACUCCCAAUGGAAGCAAGACAUGAGUAUAUCACUUGCAGCUCUGGAACUGCUGGCUGGGCUCGCCAAGGUGAAGGUGGGAGUAGACUCUGCCGACCGAAAGCGAGCCAUCAGUUCCAUAUGCACAUAUAUUGUCUAUCAAUGUAGCCGUCCUGCUCCUCUUCAGUCCAGAGACCUCCACUCCAUGAUUGUCGCUGCCUUCCAGUUUCUGUGUGUGUGGCUCACAGAACAUCCAGACAUGUUGGAUGAGAAGGACUGUUUGAUGGAAGUUUUGGAUAUUGUGGAGCUUGGUAUCUCUGGCAGCAAAUCCCGACAGGAAAAUGAAGUUAGGCAUAAAGGGGAUAAAGAACACAACCCAGCCUCAAUGAGGGUGAAAGAUGCUGCUGAAGCCACAUUAUCCUGUAUCAUGCAGGUGCUGGGGGCCUUCCCCUCUCCCAGCGGGCCUGCCUCCACCUGCAGUUUGUUGAAUGAAGAAACUCUCAUUCGCUAUGCCAGACUGAGUGCCACUGGAGCCAGCAACUUCCGCUACUUUGUCCUGGACAACUCUGUUAUCCUGGCCAUGCUGGAGCAGCCUCUUGGGAAUGAGCAGAAUCCUAGUCCUUCAGUGACUGUGUUGAUCCGAGGCACUGCUGGUAGACAUGCCUGGACCAUGCAGCUAUUUCAUCAGCCUAGAGGGGCACGGGCCAAUCAGAGGCAGGCGUUUGCUCCAGAGGGCCGUCCAACCCCCAACAAUGGUGUGGGCAUUAAGUACAAUGUCAAACAGAGGCCAUUCCCUGAAGAGGUGGAUAAGAUUCCCCUGGUCAAAGCCGAUGUCAGUAUUCCUGAUUUGGACGAUAUUGUCAGUAAAGAGCUCGAGGUUCAGCUCGACAAGCUGCGUAUACUGAUGACCAAGCAGAUAGAAUAUGAAAAUGCCUUGGAGCGACACAGUGAGGAGGUGUGGAAGUCCAAGCCUUUCCCUGACCCUCAGACGGAUUGCAAACCCCCUCCGCCUGCGCAGGAGUUCCAAACCGCACGCCUUUUCCUCUCUCAUUUUGGCUUCCUAUCUCUGGAGGCACUGAAGGAGCCAAACAACAGCCGUCUACCUCCUCACCUGAUUGGCCUGGACUCCUCAUUAUCAGGGUUUUUCGAGGACAUCAGUUACCUGGACCUGCUGCCGUGUCGACCUUUUGACACUGUUUUUAUUUUCUAUGUGAGAGCUGGACAAAAAAGCAGCCAUGAGAUUCUAAAGAAUGUCGAAUCAUCUGCAAGUGUUCAGCCUCACUUUUUGGAGUUCCUACUAUCCUUGGGCUGGCCUGUGGACGUAGGACGCCAUCCAGGGUGGACUGGACAUUUAGACACUAGCUGGUCUCUCAAUUCCUGUUUAGACAGCAAUGAUGUGCAGCAGACAGAAGAUACCACCCCCCCUGAAGACACAGGAGGUUCAGUGUUCAAUGGAGAGAAGAAAGUUCUCUACUAUGCUGAUGCCCUGACAGAAAUAGCCUUUGUUGUCCCAUCUUUUACUGAACAUUCUGAAGAGUCAUCUGUACACAGUGACUCCACAGUGGAAGGAGACACCAACUCGGAUCUAAUGCCAGGAUUAAUGAAGCAACCCAAUCUCACACUGGAGCUGUUCCCUAACCAUUCAGAAAACCUUGAGUCGGUUAAAAAGCUAAGCCCUCUGGUCAAAACAAAAAGGUCAUCAACUGGAAAGUCAUUUCCAGCUUUGGGACCUGAAACAAAGGUUUUUGUUGUGUGGGUGGAGCGCUUUGAUGAUAUUGAAAAUUUCCCGCUGACUGAUCUUUUGUCAGAGACGAGUACAGGUUUGGAAGCCAGUAUGAGCAACAGCACUUCCUGCAGGUCAGGUUUAUUAGAGAAGGAUGUUCCGCUGAUUUUCAUCCACCCCCUCAAGACUGGACUCUUCAGGAUUAGGCUGCAUGGGGCUGUGGGCAAAUUUGGCAUGGUUAUUCCCCUGGUGGAUGGCAUGGUGGUCAGCCGCCGGGCUUUAGGUUUUCUUGUACGUCAGACGGUAAUUAACGUGUGUCGGCGAAAGCGCUUGGAAAGUGACUUGUACAACCCUCCUCAUGUGAGACGUAAGCAGAAGAUUACAGAGAUUGUCCAGCGUUAUCGCAACAAGCAGCUAGAGCCCGAGUUCUACACCUCACUGUUCUAUGAGGUUGGAGAGGGAUGGCCUCAUCUAUAACUCCACCCGCUUGCCCUGUCUUGACACUGGCAAACAAACGCACACAACACACAACUCUGAUUCCCACACAUCAUUUUCCCAUCUCACACACAAGAAUCUUUAUAUUUAUAUUGUACUAUUUUGUUAUUUAUAUGAAUACAUAUAUCAACACUGUCUGCCUUGUCUACGAAAGCAAAAUGUCAAAAAUGCCAAGGUGGAGAAAAAACUACAUUAGUAUGUUGCAGCUGACGAUUGAAAAUUUGAAUGGCGGAAGUUCAUUGACUGUGCUUGUUAGAUUUUUGCUCUAAAAGAGUUUGGCUUGUCUUCAACUGCAAUAUGAUAGUUCCCUUUUUGGCCUCGGAACAGUUUUCCCUUGUAAUUCAAGUUUUAGUAAUGUCCAAAUCUAGAUCUAGUAAAGUGGGUAUAUGGCUAUAUACAUUGUCAAAUAUGUGGGCUUUUUCAAAUUUACCAACAAGUAUCGGACAGUUUGAUGCAAUUACAGAACAUUUCAGUCUCCAGCUAAAGUCUUCCUUGUAUGAACACAUUUGGCCAUAGUCGCAGCACUGAGCAACUAAUAGUAUUGCUGCUCUAUAUUUGUGUUCUUUUAUUAUUGUACUGUCAAUAUGGCAUCAACACUGUCUCUGUGCCUGUCUGAUUGUCAACAUCUCACCCCAUCUACUGCACAGUACCAUAGAUUAUGGAAGUACAUGUGUUAAAAGUACCACAACCGGGUAGGGUUCUGUCUGUAUUUCACACUACAUGUUACAAUGAGAUGCUGUGACUCCUGGCUCGUGUUUAGCAUUUAGAGUGCUAAACACAAGCACACGAUUUAUUUUUUUUUGUUGUAAAUUAAUUUCUAUGAAGAUAUUUUGCGUACAAUAGCAUCCAUUAUUUCAGUAACAGCUGGUUCAAUAAAAAGGUUUCUGAAAAUAUCAAAAUAAAUUCAUAGCACAUAAUAACUAAAAUACUCAGCCUGACCAAUACAAACUGCAUUAUACUAAACAAAAGGGUUUUCGCCCCAGGAUAGGACAUGUGUAUGAGUUCAAACACUAAAGUACAUUUUGCCUUUUGUGCUAUGCGUUGGUCACUGCUUCACUUGCGUUUACUCACUGUACUCUUGAUUCAAGCCCACUGUCUGCCCUUAACAAUGUGAACUUAUUUAUCACAGCAACGGAAGAGGGCAAACACCUCUAGUUUCUUUGUUAUAUUGGAAAAGUCUUAAUGCACUGAGCACAUUUUAUUUUCUAUUCCCUUUGGUUACUUUACUUGUCUUUUUGUACUUAAACCCUGCUGAAGGAAGAGUUUUAUCUUAUGAGCUAUAAAUGAAGAGGCAUUGUCGAGUUUUUAACCUGUCAUGUCUAAUUGUGUGACUCACUUUUUAUGACUGUGCUUUAUGCACAUGCCUUUUUGGAAGGAAAGUAGAUAAAAUAUGCUUAAAGAACUACAUACAAUCAGUCAUACAUUGUAUCUUAUGUUACUCCAUUCAUGUUUGAUCAUAUUUAAGGAUUUGCCAUGUACAUAAGUGGAGGAUAAUAUGUAAAUAUAUGAUGUAAGGCAUUUAACAGUUGUUGCAUUCCUCCAAAAUGGCAAGAAACCUUGUAUGUAUGCUGUUAUGUGUGCAGGAAGAUCACCAUGGUUUUGAAUGUAACAUGCAUCAAUUAAAACUACUAUUGAAAUUUUA
This is a messenger RNA of Periophthalmus magnuspinnatus, 6416 nucleotides long. It is a transcript of the gene ralgapb, whose product is annotated as Ral GTPase activating protein non-catalytic subunit beta. Gene Ontology annotation, biological process: regulation of small GTPase mediated signal transduction; activation of GTPase activity. The transcript is spliced from 31 exons. Lineage: Eukaryota; Metazoa; Chordata; Actinopteri; Gobiiformes; Gobiidae. The coding region runs from base 173 to 4756 and encodes 1527 amino acids. Gene Ontology annotation, molecular function: GTPase activator activity. The record is from RefSeq and is a predicted model, not a curated record.